Molecule: messenger RNA, 997 nt
Organism: Dentiscutata heterogama
Lineage: Eukaryota; Fungi; Glomeromycota; Glomeromycetes; Diversisporales; Gigasporaceae
Source: the annotation of a GenBank genome assembly
AUGAUGUGAUGAUUUCAAUGGGACAUAGUGAAUUUCAAUACCUUCCCAUUGGAGAAUAUAAAAGUCGCAUAGAUGAACCUUUGUCGAUCUAUAAUAAGACUUACUUUUCAAAAAAAUUAGAGAAUGUAUUCAAGAAUUCAAGAAAAAAUAAACGGGAUUUGAGCUUAUUGUUUUUUGAUUUAGAUCAUUUUAAAAGUAUUAAUGAUCAAAAUGAUCAUUCGACAGGAGAUUACGCUUUAAAAGAGCUGGCUAAUUUGAUUCAGAAAAAUCAUGUCCGCUCUGAAGAUAUUUUUGCAAGAUAUGGUGGAGAUGAGUUUACUAUUCUUCUCAAGGAUGCAGAUAUAAAUUUGGCGUCUAAAAUUGCUGAAGAAAUUCGAGCUUCUGUAGAAGGUCACCCGUUUAUUUAUAAUGAAACCCAAUUAUCAGUUACGCUUAGCAUUGGAGUUUCCGAAAUGAAUUCUUCAGUAAAAACUUUUGACGAGUUGCUUCUAUAUGCUGACAAUGCAUUGAAGAAAGCUAAAGAAUAUCGCAAUCGUGUAGUAAUAUGGAAUAAUGAACUAAAUUCAAUCUCCGAAACCGAAAAUCAUCUAAAAGAUUCACAUAAUAAAUCCGCUGAAGACGAAUGCUAUCCUAUGGAAUCAUUUUCUUCUUCAACAAUGGAUGACGAAAUUGGCAUCACAAUCAUUAAAACAGAUUCAGAGAAUAAAAGACCAGAAUAUACGAAAAAAAAAAUGGGGCUCGAAUUUCACGAAAAGAUGAAAAUUACAGAAUUCGAUUUGUUACAAUUAGAACAUGAGAAAGGCUUUAAAUUUGAUACAGAUGGUUCUAUUGAAAAUGCUAAAGAUAAAGCUUUUAAAAUUGACAUUAGCAAAAUUGAAUCUCCUUCGGAUCCAAGAUGUGAUCGUAAAGACAAAACAUACAAAUGUAAUCAUGCACCUAGCACUAAUUGUAAACGAAACCUUAUAAUUGAUGGAAAAUUUUCGGCUGCUUUAGAAUG